Messenger RNA from Rotaria socialis, 1338 nucleotides. Lineage: Eukaryota; Metazoa; Rotifera; Eurotatoria; Philodinida; Philodinidae. The record is from the annotation of a GenBank genome assembly.
AUGGAUCAAUCGAGAGUUAAUAAUAAUAUUCAUAAUUAUUAUUGUACUCAUAAAAGUAGGUCAUUGAACACAAAACGAUCAUCAGAUUCAUUAGUUAUGAACGUUGAUACAUUACCUCGCAAUGAUGCAUUAGAAUUGGCUAUUCUGUCACAGUUUCCUGCUCAGUGUUCAUCGUCAGUAUUUCCAAAUCGAAAGCGACGUUAUCGUAAAUCUCAAGAAAUAUAUAAUACAAAUUCGAGAACAAUAUGUUCAACAGCAAAUACCAACGGCGAAAUAGAAAAUAAUUCAGAUCUUUCGUGCGCCGUUUGUUGUGCUGUUGCACAUGGAUAUAAUUUUGAUGCAAUUUCGUGUGAAUCUUGCAAAGCAUUUUUUCGAAGAAAUGCCCUUUUCAAUACGGAUCGAUUAAAAUGUCGUCACGAUGGAGCUUGUGAAAUAAGUGUUGAAACAAGACGUAGAUGCAAAUCAUGUCGACUAAACAAAUGUUUCACUGUUGGUAUGAGAAAAGAAUGGAUUCUAACUGAAGAAGAAAAAGUAACUAAAAAACGUCGUAUUGAAGAAAAUAGACGAACUCGCGUAUCUGAUACAAAUGAUGGUAUACAACCAAAAGAUUUGAUUGGAAAUAGUAGUUUUAUCAGUAACAUUGUUACGGCUUAUAAUGAUAGAAUCAAAUUAGAUCUUACUGGAUAUGGUUGGUCUUAUCCGUUAACACGAAAAAUUACUGGUUUAUAUCAAAUAAUUAAUGCAAAAAAUACUACAGCUCUUCGUCUUAUCAGUUUCUAUAAAAGAUUAUAUGACUUUGACGUUCUUAACGAAAUCGAUAAAGUUAAUCUAAUCAAAACAAAUUUACAUUAUAUAUUAUUUUUUCAUGCUUCUCUUAAAUAUGAUCCAAUCCAUGAUGUUUAUCAUGAGGAAAAUACAAAUGAUAAGCCUCUCUAUGGUGUUCAUAUUCGUGAAGCAUACGGUGUAGAUACUUACGUUCGGUGUACAAAGCUUAUACGUUCCCUCUAUUCAAUUGUUCAAAUGGAUAAACACAUCAUGCAAGUUGUACUGGUUAUAUUUCUUUUUUCUAAAGGCCUUUCAGUCAUGAGAAAAUCCAAUGAACCAUUAGUAAACAAUUAUCAGCAAAUAUUUCAAAUUCAAAAUAAAUAUGCUGAACAAUUGUGGUUGUUUAUUGAGAAAAACUAUGGAAAUGUUCAAGCUGUUCGUAUAUUUUCAUCAUUGAUCACUAAAUGUUUACUUAUUCAAGAAUUUAUUCGUGAUAUUGAACAUGAUAUAUAUGAAAAAUUAGAUCCAUGCCAAGUACCACCUAUUCUACGAAGUCUGAUACAAACGCCAUAA